Molecule: messenger RNA, 7514 nt
Organism: Malurus melanocephalus (red-backed fairy wren)
Lineage: Eukaryota; Metazoa; Chordata; Aves; Passeriformes; Maluridae
Product: hyaluronidase PH-20-like
Exons: 3
Coding region: 5554-7269 (571 amino acids)
Biological process (GO): carbohydrate metabolic process; hyaluronan catabolic process; fusion of sperm to egg plasma membrane involved in single fertilization
Cellular component (GO): acrosomal vesicle
Molecular function (GO): hyalurononglucosaminidase activity
Source: RefSeq, a predicted model, not a curated record
ACUCAUUUAAAUAAUUUAAAAGUUGUUUGACUUUUAAAAAAGUUUGAAAAGUUGUUGUAUAUGUAUGUGUAGAAGGAGGUUUGUUUACAAUCUGGAUGCUCAGUUCCUGACCUUUAAAUCACUGGCAUAUUUUGAUUUUUUUUUUUUCCACAGGCAAGAGUCAUGAAUGCUGACACAGAAAAUUCUUAGGAAGUUUAUUCAGGUCCUCAUGUACUCAUUGCCCUGUGCUCAGAAAUGGAACUCAGGAAUGGGAGUAACCAAUGAUGAAAGAGAUGAUUUGUCAGUUCUGGAUGAUAAGGACAGCCACGGCAUUGGGGUGUAGUUUGACAAGCAUCUCUUAAAUCAGAAAUGCUGACUAAACUAGCCAGUUUUGCUGGUUCAUUUACCUAAUCAUAAAAAUCCCUUCCUCCUCUUUCAGCUGAAGCAUUUUCAACGACAGCAAUUCAUUACGUGGCCUCAUUAACAGUUGCCUUAGCCCAGCUAAGAAAAUUAUACUGAAAUGAGGGUGGAGUUUUACAACCACUGUCACCAUCAGUGCUUACCAAAUUCUGACUUAACAGGGAAGUGAAGCUUAAAGAAUUUGAACAAUGAAGCUAUAUCCUCUGUGCAAACACCACCUUUCACAGGUUAAACCUGCCACUGGCUGUGUAGCACAGACAGUUCAGAGGUGGACCUUCUCUCUGUGGACCUUGCUAUUCCUCACAAAUGUUAAUGUUAUCAUCACAACACCCAUGUGUGUUUGGGUUAAUUGAAUGUCAUUGUCUUUUCUUUAAGAAGUGCCAAAAUUACUCAAAUGGGGAAUGCRAUGUAACUAUGUUAUUCUUCCCUUUCUUCUGUGGCUGUUUCAUGGCUCUGACACCUGUUUGUCAUGAAUAAGYAGCCCCUAGACAGAACAUGCACCUCUAAAAAGGGUUGGAGGGUUUAACUGGAAGUUGAAACAGUGAUACCAUUCCUUUCAUCUGGAAGAAAGAGUCUUCCAGAACAGAAUGGAUGGGAACGGAGUCAUUUCCCACAGCAACACCACCUGGGGCACCCAAGGACAGAGCAGGACAGACGUCAGAUACAUUGAUUAUUUUUCAUUGAUCUAUGAAAAACACGUGUUGACUUCAGACAGCUCUUCCCCAGCAGGGGGGGCAGAACAGAUCCUAUUUAGAGAAACUGUGAAUGGCUGUAGCAGAAUUGCUGGUAACUUUAAAAAAUGCUUUAUAUUCUCCGUCAGGUUUGUUCCGAAUGUAAUUAUGCUAAUUUAAUUUAACAUAUACUUUGUUCUUCUACUCCUCAGAAGUCUACUCUAUUUCUCCUUAGGACUUAAUCAGUGCUCACCUCUUCACAGAAGAUAGGGUUGAGUCCUUAGACAUCUGUAUAACUUUACUUUUUCAUAACCUUCAGAUAAAGGAAAAUACAAAACAACUUGUAUUAAGAACUUAAAUUACAUGAAUAUCUCAUUUUGUCUGUAACAUCAAAUUAUUUCUACACUAAAGUAGCUAGUGUUUAUAUCAAAACAAAAGAAUAAGGAAUAAAUCCUUAAUAUUUUGGUCCCAUCUGCAUAUUUGACUACACACCCUACAUCACAGCCUCAGGCAUUUAAAGACUUAAAUGUAAAGAUUUAAAGAGCUAGAUUCUUCUGUCCCAUCAAAAACCGCAGUUCUACUUGCUGACUUCUGUAUUCAUAUUUUCUUUGGUGUAGAGAAAAGACCAGCCAAUUUUCACAUCAGUAUUUAUUUUUUAUUAUGCCAUUAAUUAGUAGGCAAUAACACAUGUAUUGUUUGCAAUGCAAGAAACAGUUAAUAAACAUGAGAAGUAUGCAAUCUAUAAUCUAAAAUAACUACAUUGAUGGUCUUGGCACUGGAAGUGUUCUUACAUGCUGUUGUUCAACAAGAGAGCACAGUUCCAUAACCCUCACCUUCUGCCUUAGAAGUCAUGAAGAGCACCUCUGCUUUCAUGUGUUCAAACCAAAAUAGGGAAAGUGUAAGAUUUUACAGUUUUUUGAUUGAAAUUCAGUAAGUGUAACUAACACUAUUAAUGUAGGAGUGCCAGAUACUCAUUUUGCUUAUUGGCUUAAGUUUAAUGGUAGCAGAUCUGACUUGACUAAGCAAUAUCUAGUCAUAUCAAGGCUGAAUGUGGACUCUCAUGUCUAAUUUUCAUAAAAAACCUCAAAGCUCAAUUCCUCUAAUGUUUAGUGGCAUGUUUUGAACAUAAGUCAAACAAUGACUUAUAACCAAUGCUUUUUGAUGCAAUGCACCAUCCCUUUGUGGGACAGCACACAACAUCCAUUUGUGAGAAGUUUAAGGGCAUGUAUAGUACUUCUUUGCCUUUUGUUUUAAAACUCUCUUUGGUCAAGUGGAACCUUUUCAGAGUCCAUCUUCUCAGGGACAUGUGGCAUGGCCCAAAUUGAUGUCUGUGUAUUUACCAAAACAACAGAAACACACUUGCACUUUCAACCAUGUGUAUUUCUGCAGUCCAGUUUAUGCUGUAAAAAAUGAUGCAAUAAUUAAACUGAGAAAAUUAAUAGGAUUUCCUUUUAAUACUUAACCUUUACAAGUGCCAGCUUUGGGAAAAUCCAAAGUUAAAGCUUUUUGCCUAGACUAAAGGCACUUAGCUCCAUCAAUAUGUACUUCCAGUCUGGUAGCCCCUGAGCAAUUAGUGUUAAUAUAUUGUAAAGGAAUUGACUUUUUGACAAGGAAAAGGGCAGCUUUAUGACAGCUCACUUAGACCGACAUCAAGACUGAAGACAAUAACAUUUAGCAGAGCUGUCAUUGUAAGGCUGGGAUGAAGGCAAUCCUUUUAACUGGAAAUGAUCACAUAAAAUAAUCUAUUAACUCACACCCAGUAGAGUACAUCACAGCAAGAUUUGGAGGAAAACCAUUUCCCAAUAAUUAGUUAAAUUAAACUUUACAAGAUUUGCCAAUAAUAAACAAAUUCUAGCUAAACCAGCAAAUGUAGUAUUCAAAACAAUACUUUCCUCUUUUGCUUUAUGCCAAGUCAGCCUAUUACUAAAAUACACUCAUAAAAAUAGAGCUUAUAGGAACAAAUUAUAAAAUGCGUGUUCUGUGGUUUUCUGACUUCAGUUGGGGGGUGGGGGUGUAAGAAAUCUCUUACAAUCAAAGACAGAGGAACAAUAAAAGUCAAACAACCCUUACAGCUUCUUUCUGAGGUGAUCCCACUCUCUUAUGACAAAACCAAUCACAUAAAAGAUCAGUGUCCUGGCAAAUGCUGCUGUGUAUCAGGUGGUUAUGUGUGAAAAUUUAUUUAACUUGAACAAGCUGUAUUUACAUAAGUGGAAAAUACAGUUCUCCAGAAUUUCAGUAUGGAAUUCUUAAAGUUUGUCCAGGAAGUCUCCAUCUGUAUUCUCUCAGGAAUUGUCACUUAGGUACAACAGAGCAGCCAGCAAGAGAGAUGCUCUGUUGUACCUCACAGUUACAAACACGAAUGGUGAAGGCUGGGUCUUGGCUGGAAUGAUUAGGAGAUGGUAGAGUUCAGGAUCUUGAAAAGAGGCAACAAAGCAUAUGGCAAGAUCAUAAUCACUGCCUUCAGGAAAGCACAUUUUGGCACCUUGAAGCAUCAGCUUGGAAGAAUUCCUUGGGAGAUAACCCUGGAGAGAAGGGUCCAGGAGCUGACUGAUUUUUAAGAAUCACCUUUUCCAAGUUCAACAAUCUCCACAUACAGAAAAUCAAGCGAUGGCAGGAGGAACUCCUGGCAAAGCUCAGACAUAAAAAGGAAGCACACAUGAUGUCCUAGAAAUGACACGUGAACGAAAAACAGUCUGAGCUGUUGGGAUGUGGUUAAGAAAGCCAGAGCCCACUUGGAGUUGAAUAAGGCAAGAUGUGUGAAGGGCUUCUUAGAGGUAUAGCAGCAGCGGAAGGGAAAAUGUGGAUCUAGUGCUGAGUGGUGGGAGAUCCAAGAGCAAAGGACAAGCAGGAUCAGGAACGUUUAUACAGACUGGACAUAUACAAGUGUAUGGGACACAAUGGUACGUGCCUGCAAGGAGCUCUAUGUGCUGAAGAAGAUGCUGAUGGCAUUGUAAGGUCAUCCUUGGAAAUCAUUGAACAGUCACAGUGAUUGGGAGAGGUUCCAAGGACAGGAAGAAAGGAAAUGUAACUCCUUUCUUAAAAAGGUUAACAAAAGGAGAUCCAAGGAGCUACAGGCUGGGCAGACCAGACUCAUUUCAGACUCUGGAAGACUGAGAAAGUAAAUAAUUCUAGAAAACACUUACAUUAGGAACAAGAAUGCGGUUGCAAGUAGUCAGCAUGGAUUAACAAAGAGGAGAUUAGGCCUGCCCAACCUGGCAGCCUUCUACAAAGAGAUGACUGGCUUGGUGGACAAGGGGAGAGYGCAGGAUACUGUCAAUCUUAAUUUUAGCAAGGCUUUCAACACUGCCUCCUGUAACACUCUCACUGAUAAAGUACAAGUUAGGUAACCAAACAGUGAAACUGAAAAUUGGCUGCACUGUCAGGAUCAAAGGGCCGUGAUCAGCCCAGGAUGUACAGCUGGAGGCCCACGAAAGUCCAUCUGGAAGCCUAUUUCUAGUAAGGCUUCAUACUAGGUCCAGCACUAUUCAACAUCCUGAUUAAUGAUCUGAACAAUGGGGCAGAGUGCUCCCUUGACACAUUUACAGGUAAUCCAACUUGGGAAUGGCUGAUAUCCCACAGGAUCAUGCUGCCAUUUAGAGGGACCUCUACAGACUGAAGACAGAGGCUGACAUGAACCUCAUGAAGUUCAACAAAGAAAAUGCCAAGCCCCACAUCUGGAGAGGAAAAACCCCAUGCACCAGUACAAGCUUGAGAGCUGAAUGGCUGGAAAGCAGUUGCAGAAUAGGCGCUACAAAAUUCACUGGAUUGAGUAAUGCAUCUUUGCAGCAGUGGAGAUCAACAGCCUUCAGGGUGGCAUUAACAAGGGCACACACCAUCAAAAGAKCAAACAAUGUGUUUAUUCCUAUUAAACACUGAUGAUGCCACAUCUGGAGUGUUGUGUCCAUCUCUGACUCCCCUGUACAAUAAAGCAAUGGGCAUACUGGGGCAAGUCUAGCAAAUUGCUGAGAAGAUGAAUAAGGGAUUAUAGCAUUUGUCAUAUGAGGAGAGGCUGAGAGAGCCAAAAUUGUAAGCACACUCACUCUGAUCCAUGAGCCACUUAAUACUAUACCACUGUCAGUUUGACAUCUAAAUCUGAUGCAUACACCGUUUAUUUCUCUAUGGUUAUACAUUGUUCUUUUCCUUCAAAGGGGAAUGAUAUUCAAACAUUAUAUAUUCAAAAUCAGAAAUGGUAUUUGUUUCAGGGUUAGAAAUUACAUAUGUGCAAUUUCUUAUUUUACAUUUACCUCUUUUUCUGCAUUAGGUCUGAGAAGUUGUUGAAAAGUUUCCUGCAACCUGAAAUGACAGAAAGCCUUGUAGAAAGGACACCCCUAUUUUACAUCCAAGAAAUAUUGCUUAAUAGGUAUUAAUCUGAAGAAAUAUAUUGUAUGAUAAAGUUUUUGACAGACUGCCAACCUUCUGAACACCUAGAGAGCAUUUAGUUUUUGUCUGAUCAGAAGCACCUAAUGUCACUGCACAUGCUACAAUGGAAACUGUAACACAAAUGCAAAGUUUUGGCAUCUGUGUUGGCUGUACGUAUCCUGUAGCAUCUGGUGUGGUGUUUGCCACUCUUCUAAUUUCUUGCUGCUCAUCCCAGAACAUAAGAGCUCGUCCACUUGUUUCUAAUUCACCUUUCCUUUCUAUCUGGAAUGCUCCUACAGAACUUUGUACUGAAAAGAUUGGAGUCCAGCUGGACAUGAAUUUUUUUCCUCUAAUUGGAAGCACACUAAAGACAUCCAUUGGGCAAAAUAUCACUCUCUUCUAUCCAGACAGACUUGGCUACUACCCUUACAAAAAUGAAGUCACAAGAGAGACAUUCAAUGGAGGACUCCCUCAACUCUCGCCGCUGGAGAAUCACUUAAAAAAAGCCAAAGAGGACAUCCAGUUCUACAUUCCUUCUGAUGAACAGCUUGGAUUGGCUGUCAUUGACUGGGAACACUGGAGACCUCUGUGGAUAAGGAACUGGGGAUCAAAAGAUAUUUACAGACAGGAAUCCAUUGAGCUAGUUCAGCAAAGAGACCUCAGCCUAUCAGAAGCCAAAGCCAGAACUAUAGCUAAAAUGGAAUUUGAAUCUGCAGCAAAAUCAUUUAUGUUGGAAACGUUGAAGCUGGGCAUAGAAAAGAAACCAAAUCGUCUAUGGGGAUACUACCUUUUUCCAGACUGUUAUAACUAUGAUUACAAACAAAACCCACACAAUUAUACAGGAACAUGUUUAGAUAUUGAAAUAGACAGAAAUAAUGAGCUUAACUGGUUGUGGGAGAAAAGCACAGCACUUUAUCCAUCUGUCUAUCUAGAGACAGCCUUAAAAUCUUCCAGAAAUGCUCAACUCUUUGUUCGCAACAGAGUUCAAGAAGCCAUUAGAACUUCUUAUGUCUCUAAUUCUAGUCAUCCCCUUCCAGUUUUUGUAUAUACACGUCCAGUAUUCACAGAUGUCCAUGAGGAAUAUCUCUCUGAGGAUGACCUGGUAAAUACCAUUGGAGAAUCUGCUGCGCUGGGUGCUUCUGGAAUUGUGAUCUGGGGUGAUCUGAAUUUAACACAAAAUAAGAACACCUGUAGAACUCUGGACAACUACCUUAGGAGAACUUUGACUCCAUACCUCAUCAACGUCACAAUGGCAGCCAAAAUAUGUAGCCAAGUGCUAUGCAAAGACUCUGGAGCUUGUGCACGGAAAAAAUGGAAUUCCAGUGACUAUCUUCACUUGAACCCUGAGAAUAUUGCAAUUCAAAUGACAAAGGAUGGAAAAUACACUUUACAAGGGCAACCAUCGUACCAGGAUCUGCAAACAUUCAUAGAAAAAUUUGAUUGCUAUUGUUAUGCAGGGGACAGAUGUGAACCUAGAACUGAUAUAAAUGACAUUCAUUAUCUCCAUACUUGCAUUUCAGAAGAUAUUUGCAUUCAGAUAUCCUUAAAUUCACUUUUUAACAUGGAAGCCUCUGAAGAAAAGAUCCUGUCUAACAGAACUGCAUUUUCAUUUACCUCUGAGAGUAAGGUGACAUUAUCUACACAUCCUGAAAUAGAUUUCCAAUCUACCUCUGGAAAUAAUAUACUUAAUAUAACAACUGCAGAAUACAACACUUUUACAGCUGCCAGUAGCUGUGAUUUAGAAGAAAAUGAUACUCGUACUUUCAGCAGCUCUUCAUCCUAUAAGAUAGGGAUGUUUGAUCUGCUUCACUUAAUUCURCUUUUGAGAACUUUAAUAUAAAUGGCCCAUGAAAGUGAGAAUAUUCUUUUCCCUGGAUAUAUUUGAAAUUCUAAUGCUUUUAUUUACUAAACAAACAAAAUAAUUCCUGAAAGGUUUAUAAUCUUAUCUGUAUCAGGUAACCUUUUCUAAUCCAUAGAUGACACUUCAUCUUGAAUCUAUUUCUUCAAUUAAGUUCUAUAAACCACUAUAUGUGCCAAAGAUAUAUUGGUCUAUAUAUACUGACUAUACCAUAUGAGAGGAUAAGC